AUGACGUUGUAUAUAGAUACAAAGCUUAGUUUUUCUGAUGAGAAUGUAGUAUGUACGGUAGGUUCUUGGCAUCCUUCUUUACCACUUUUAGCUGUGGGAUCAUACAGCCAAGAAAAAGGAGGGUUUGUCACAAUAUUCCAAGAAACAGGCUUACCUUUGGAAGAAUGCGAAUGGCCAAUAUUAUUAGCAAAUCAAGUAACAGCCCUUACAUGGCAUCCAACAAGACGAUUGUUAGUUGUUGGCUGGGAUGGAGGAGAACUCUAUAUUUGGCUUGAGUAUUCAUGGGCUCGUCUAGAAGCCCCACACAAUGCUGCUUUGACUACUAUCGCUUUUAGCUUAGGAGGGGGCAGGUUACUGGCUUCAGAUGCUGCAGGUUCAUUGUCUGGCUGGCAGUCAGGUUCUGGUGCUCCCUUAACUUCAUUUCACCACCAACUUGGUGAUGUAAUCACCCACAUAACAUUUUGUACUCCUCGUCCAAGUUCUGAAACAUCAAUUCGUGGUUUAGCUCGAGCAGCAGUUGCUGGAGAUGAGAAUGCUUUAGAUGCUCUUGCUGCUUGGAGGCCUCGAACCACAGCCCGAAUGAGAGAAGGUGCCCAACCAGAUAAUCAUUCUUGUUAUGCAGCUCAAGAUAAUGGAGUCAUAUUAUAUAUAGAUAUAAAUGGAGCUUGUUCUGAGGUUCUAAAUGCACCUGGGACUAUAAUAUUCAUGGGUAUCAUAAGCAACAUCUAUCUUUUAGUUGCAUGGGAGUCUGGUGGAGCAUUGAGUUUGACAAGAUUUAUCAUAUCUGAUGAUGGUUCCCUGAUGACAGACACACAUGUAAGGAUGACUGCAAGAAAUGGGCAAUGUAUUGAACUUGCAGGAAAUUUUUAUGUGGCUGUUAUCACUGGAGACAAUAUAAUUAGAAUUUGGGACAGUGAUACAGGUGACAAUGAUGUGUUACCAAAUGAAAAAGAAGAUAUAGUUGCAGGAGAUAUAUUCACAAGUAUCAGUUAUAGCACCUUAAGUGAUACUCUUUGUUGUGGAACAUCACAGGGCAAUCUGUAUCUAUGGAGACGAGAUCAUAGGAAUUAUUGGAAACUUAUAAGCAGUACUUCCGUUAAGGGUACUGUUAAAGAAGUUAGCUGGGGAUCUGAAGGCUUAAUGAAUCCAUUGCUGAAUGUGAAUUGUAUAACCAGUGCAUAUAUUCUUAGAGAACAACCUGUGUGCUGGGGAUAUUCACCUAAUAUACAUAUGGUACAAAAAUCUGCUAAUGAAAUUGCUCUUACACAUAAAAGUGAUGUAACAACAUUGAUAAAUACAUCAAUCACAGUGAGAGCAUUUGCUUUCAAGGAUCAAUAUAUUGCAUUAGGAGAUGGUAAAGAAGUACAGAUUUGGAUGUGCAGUAAAGACAAUGAAAUGAAAUUCUCUUUAAUACGUUCUUUUUCAUGGAAAACAGAUGUUCUGAUCAUUUAUAACGAUGUUUUAGUUGGUGUAGUCAAUCCUCAUAUAGAGUGUUAUUCCGUAUCUGGUAAUAGUCUAGGAAUACUGCCCAGUACUGAAGGGGAGGGUGAACCUAUUGGUGUAACUAAUACCAACAAGUUCAUAGUUAUAGCAACUAUGGAUGGUACCUUGAAAUUAGCUGAAAUCACAAAGAAAGGGCUUAAGAUGCCAUACCCUCCCAAAAAUUGUUAUCAAAUGAUCGAGGACUUUGGUGAAGUCAUGAGAGCGUCAGUUAAUUGUACCGGACGUUACAUAUGCCUUAGUAUUGCUAAUGCGGGUUUGGCACCUGAUCCAAGACUGUAUCUUUGGGACGUUGCUAAUGAUGUCAUCACAAAUACGCUCAUUUCUGAUAAUGCUACACCUCCGUACCAAAGUGUUCCAAUCGCAAUAAUAUGGGACUGUAAUGACCCAAGAAUAGUGGCCGUACAUAUGAGGUCGGCAGAACUAGACCGCAUACAUCUAUUUCUUUGCCACGAAGGUGCUCUUUACGAAUAUAAAAAUUGGUGUUCGUCCACUGAAAUUUAUUUCAUGACAGAUUUUAUGCUAUGUUCCUUGCAAACACCUCAUGUAGUUAUUUUAUCGCAACAAAAUAUUAAAAAGAUUUUAAUGCACGAAUUUGAAGACAUGACUGAAAAUGACUCUGUUACUGUGAAACAGGUAAUCGAUUUCCUUUACUAUAUGACAAUUGGCUAUUUGGAAAAGGCUGUUGUUGUUGGCACUAGUUUAUCAGGAAACAAAAACUCUGUGAUUUGGGACAGCUUAGCUAAAGUAUGUGUUACACGAAAGCGGCCUGAUGUUGGGGCUGUGUGUUUAGGUAAAAUGGGUAACAUAAAGGGAGCAUUAAUGAUGCGUCAAGUUAUGAGUGACACCCAAAUGGAUGACACUUGCAAGGUGGCUGUGCUUGCAGUCAAUUUAGGUAUGAUAGAAGAAUCGGAACAAUUAUUUCGGGAAGCUCAAAGACCAGAUCUGAUAACGCGGUUAAUAUCAGCAAAAGAAGGUGGUCUUAGUGAGAUAACAAACGGAAGUCACGAAGGCGAAAAUAUAUUGUUGAUAAAAAGCGCCCAACACAAAUUGGCUAAGAUGUCGUGGUCUAAUGGAGAAACUAGUGCGGCUUUAAAAUUGUUUGAAAGUGCCGGUACACUUGUGCCGCAUGUGCCGAGAAUGCUGGUAGCCCAAGGGCAGUCGCAUGUAUUGGCACAAUAUGCUUCAAAUUCUAAUGACAGUAGUUUAAUAACGUGGUGGGGACACUACUUAGAAAGUAUUGGCGAUCUUGAUAGUGCCUUAGAGUCCUAUGCCCGUGCGAAUAAUUAUGGAGAACAAACUCGACUACUAUGUCACAUGGACCGGAUAGAAGAAGCUGAGAAAAUUUGUGAUAAGAAUCGUUCGUCUUUAUACCAAAUGGCGAGGUAUUUGGAAAUGCAACCAAAUAAGACUGAAAGUGCAGUAAAAAUGUACAUAAAAUGCGGAGCAGUAUCAUCUGCUAUCCGAGUAGCCUCAGAAGCUAGCGCGUGGAACCUUGUUUGGCGAGCAGGCUCUACGUCACCGACCCAUGCUUUGCAUGCAGCCAGUAUACUUGAGAAUGCUGGACAAACUGAACAAGCUAUCGCUUUGUAUCAAAAAGCAGGAAAAGUUCACCUGGCUUUAAAAUUAGCCGUGAGCAGCGGUGACACAAAUGCAAUAGUUGCAGCAGUAGAAGCACUCGGUGAUCGAGUAGACCCUGAGUUAGCAAAUACACUUGCUGCUCACCUACGACAAGCAAACCAACACUCACAUGCUGCAGCCCUAUUAGCUACGGCUGGGAAGUAUGAGGAAGCUUUAGAUAUAGUUGAACAACUACCCACACCAUUAACAGAAGAGUUGAGCGAGAGAUUGGCAGCCCCGGCCGGUACGACUGGUCGCGAUGCCCUUUUGAGAAGAUUGGCCGAUGUCCUUGGUGCAAGGGGACUUUACCAUCAAGCUGCAAAACGACUCGCGCAUGCUGGAGACAAGGCAGGAGCAAUGCGUUGGCUAAUGCGGUCGGGUGACGCCGACCGCAUCGCAACUUUUGCCGCGGCAACCCGAGACCGAAAUGCUCAACUUAUGGCCGCCGACUACCUGCGUAGACGAGCCGAUUGGCGCACUCGACCAGAUUUAAUGAGACAUAUAUUACACUUCUACACCAGAGCUAAGGCCUAUGGGAAACUUGCUGGCUUUUAUGCUGAAUGUGCAAAAAUGGAAAUUGAUGAAUAUGAAAAUUACGACAAAGCCUUAGAAGCACUCAAAGAAGCAAUAAAAUCUUUAGGAAAGUCUUUGGAUACUGGCACAGACACUGGUGCUCAAACAACAGCUCUACAAGAACAAAGUGCACUUGUCAAACGGUUUGUAGAUGUGAAGAAAUUGUUAGAAUCUGGAGAAAUUAAUCCAGGUAUCAUCGCUGGACAACAACUUCUUCGAGCCGUGACUGGGCGUCCUGGAUUGAUUUCUGAAGAAAAACUACUUCGGUUACUGCUACAGUACGCGCCUAAUCACGCUGAAGCACCUCGAUUCGAACAGCAACUUAAUGCAUUACAAAAGCAACCUGAAGAUGGAAGUCAAAGUCCUGAAUCUGGUGAGCAGAGUAUUGAAGAAAUUGUGUAA
Messenger RNA from Arctia plantaginis, 4095 nucleotides. The record is from the annotation of a GenBank genome assembly. Lineage: Eukaryota; Metazoa; Arthropoda; Insecta; Lepidoptera; Erebidae.